Messenger RNA from Musca vetustissima, 645 nucleotides. RefSeq names its product peroxiredoxin 2. Bases 11 to 595 code for a protein of 194 amino acids. Lineage: Eukaryota; Metazoa; Arthropoda; Insecta; Diptera; Muscidae. The transcript has a single exon. The record is from RefSeq and is a predicted model, not a curated record. Gene Ontology annotation, molecular function: thioredoxin peroxidase activity. Gene Ontology annotation, biological process: cellular response to stress; cell redox homeostasis; removal of superoxide radicals. Gene Ontology annotation, cellular component: cytosol.
GUGUUUACAGAUGCCCCAAUUGCAAAAACCAGCUCCCCAAUUCAAGGGUACCGCCGUCGUUAAGGGUGCCUUCAAGGACAUCUCCUUGUCCGACUACAAGGGCAAAUAUGUUGUCUUGUUCUUCUACCCAUUGGACUUCACUUUCGUCUGCCCCACCGAAAUUAUUGCCUUCUCUGAUCGUGCUGCUGAAUUCCGCAACAUUGGAUGUGAAGUGAUCGGUUGCUCUACCGACAGUCAAUACACCCAUUUGGCAUGGAUCAACACACCCCGCAAACAGGGUGGUUUGGGUGAAAUGGACAUUCCAUUGUUGGCUGAUAAGUCAAUGAAAAUUGCUCGCGACUACGGUGUAUUGGACGAAGAAACCGGUAUUCCAUUCCGUGGUCUCUUCAUCAUCGAUAAAAAUCAAAACUUGCGCCAAAUGACCGUCAACGAUUUGCCCGUUGGUCGCAGUGUCGAUGAAACCUUGCGUUUGGUGCAGGCAUUUCAGUUCACCGACGAACACGGAGAAGUGUGCCCAGCCAACUGGAAGCCCGGACAAAAAACAAUGGUCGCCGAUCCCAAAAAGUCUCAGGAAUAUUUUGCUGCCGCUUCGUAAAUGUUGUGCGAGUAAUCGUAUUUACGAUGAAGAACAUGAGCAUAUUCAUA